CCUCCUUCCCUCCAAAGAGGAGGAGGAGGAGGAUCCGGGGCCAACCCCGCCUCCUUGAAGGUCUUGUCGCCGUAUAGCACCUUCCUUUAGUGUCAGCGGUGCCGGCGGCUUAGAAGGUUUCUCUUAAAAGGGAGGGGAGGCGAGGCGGCUGGUGGCUGGGCUCGGUGUGAUCCAGCCUGUUCCCGGGCUGUUGAGCUGCAAAGGGAGUCCUCCCCUCCCUCCUUCUCUCCCUGGUUCCCUUCCUUUCCUCCGCCUCCACUCCCCCCGGUAGCAGAUUCCACCACCGCCACCCCCGAUCUCCGCCUUUGCUUGCAGCCUUUCCACUCCACCAUUCCCCACCACCCAGCUCCGGAUCCGGACACAUGGAACUGCUGUGUGUGGAGGGGGUGAUCCGGGCCAGGCGGGAUCCGCAGUUGUUAAGGGACCGGCGGGUGUUGCAGAAUCUGCUUAGCCAGGAAGAGCGCUACAGCCCCCGAGUCUCCUAUUUCCAGUGCGUGCAGAAGGAGAUCCAGCCUUAUAUGCGGAAGAUGUUGGCUUUCUGGAUGUUGGAGGGUUGUGAGGAGCAGAAGUGUGAAGAAGAGGUGUUCCCCUUGGCCAUGAAUUAUGUGGAUCGGUACCUGUCCUGCGUCCCCACUCGCAAAAACCACUUGCAACUUCUUGGGGCUGUUUGUAUGCUUCUGGCUUCCAAGCUGCGUGAGACCACCCCUUUAAGUGUGGAGAAACUCUGCAUUUAUACCGACAAUUCCAUCACAAGAAGUGAAGUUUUGGGCUGGGAAUGUUUAGUUCUGGAGAAGUUAAAGUGGGACCUAGUAUCAGUAAUAGCAAAUGACUUCCUGGAUCAUAUUCUCCAGCGAGUGCCACUUCCCCAGCAUACGUUGGACUUGGUGAAGAAACACGCACAGACCUUCAUUGCAUUGUGUGCAACAGAUUACACAUUUGCAAUGUAUCCGCCAUCCAUGAUUGCUACGGGUAGCAUUGGUGCGGCAGUCCAUGGCCUCUCUACCUCAUCCAGCAAUUUUUCUGGAGAGGCACUUACAGAGCUGCUUGCCAGCAUUACUGGCACAGAAGUGGACUGCCUGAAAGCUUGCCAGGAGCAGAUUGAGGCUGCCCUGGCUGAGAACCUGAAACAGACAUCCCAGUCCCGGCAGGAAUAUAACCCCUCCAAGAAUGCAGUUUAUCCUGACAGCCAGGAAGUUAACCUGACCAGCACACCUACGGACGUCACCGAUAUAAACCUGUGAUCCAGCCCGUCCCAGUAACCACCUGCGCCCCCCCCCCAGCACGUUGAUCUUCAUGCAGGAAAGGAAAGAGGCCUCCUGAAGCAUUUGGCCUGAGUGUGCUUAUCCCUGAAGAACGAAGGGAAUGGGAAAGGAUUCCAUCUUUGUAACAAGACUGUGAUGAAAUUGGGUCUUAGAAGAAUUUGGGGGGGGGAGCCUUUUGCAGUGUGGCUCUUUCUAUCUUUCCAACCUGAUGAUCUUGAGGUGGUUGAACUGUACUUGGGCUUGGGAGGGGAUGGUGAGCAUAGAGACAGUUCAAAACAUUCUUCAUACUGGGUUUUGCUUUGUUCAUGGGGCGCUGCUGAUCACUCUUAAUUUUGUCCCAGUCAUUGCUGCCUGCCUGUUGCAUGCAGGUCAAGAGAUGAAAUGCACUUUUUGUUACCCAAACCACCUUCACCUUCCACGAAGUAUAAGCAUUCACCUGAGACCUUCUUAGUUGAAAAACUCCUUUAAUGACCCUGCCAUAGAUGGCAGUGGGAGGAAACCCAAGUUAUAGAUGUAGUGCUAGCAUUCUUUUCCAGCUUCACUCGACACCGAGAAAGUCUUAGUUCUCCUCUGAAGGUUAACAGUAGCACAGUCCUUGAACGCUUCAGUGGAAAUGAGUGGUUUGGGGCUUGCUUUUGGUAGGUGCUUAUGGAAGUGCUGCUUGCCAUAGUGAAAGCUGGGGGUGGGGGCAGAGAUCCCCCUUUUUCACAGAGGUCUGAAGGGAUCAAUUGUUUGCAUCUGGUUGUCUUUGCUUACUCCUGUAAGACCCAUGAGCUUUAUUUAUUGUGAGGGCUAAGUAUUACAAAGCUACAGAGUGAGGGAAGGAGCUCGGUAGCGUGUUAUCCUUGUCCAUCUAAUAUAGUGCCUUAACAUGCUUCCUCAUUCUCCUUCAUUAUCUCUGUGGGUUGCUUACUUUGAGAGAUUAGUCAGUGUCAAAAUUGCUUGGAAUCAGAGUGCACCCAACAAGUGCUGCUAUACUUGUAUGUACAAACCCCUCUUGUCUUAACUGCCAAAAAACAAAAAAGGAAAAAAAAAGAGAGAGAGAGGAAGGGGCAGGAAUGCUACAUGCAAAAGAUGAGUGGAGAAGUAGAAGUCAAAAUUUUCAGAGUACCUGCUUUUUGUAAGGGGUUAAAAGAUUUGUCUCUUUCCCCAGAGUUUACAAUAUGAUGCGCUGCAGACUGCACUGGAGUCUAGAAUUGUAUUCUUGUUUGUUCAGGAAAAAAAGGUGUUCUUGUUUCUAAAUGCUGCUUUUAUAAAAUAUCACUUUUGCAAAAUAUUAGGUGUGAGUGAGCAGUAGUAAUGGGUGCAAACCGUAUAUUUUGAAUUGUAGUGGUAUUUCUUUUUUUUUUUCAGCCCUUCAGCUGGAAGAGAAACAUAAAUUGAUGCUACCUAAAACACCACUGAUUGGAGACCAUCAUAUUUGUCAGCAGAAAAAGCUGCUUUUUUGCAUUUUCUUUUACCCCUCAUGAUGCUUCAGCCUGAUUAGUUAUAAUUAAAGUGCCACCAGAACAUCCGAUAAAUGGAAAGUCAGUAUCCUUUAGGACUUUGUAGAAGUAUGGAGAUGAAAACAAUGCAUUUUAUACGUCCACACACACAUUAGAGCUUUAAAGAAAGUUUGUCCAUAUGAUAGUCAUCAUUCCUUGAAAUCUGGUUAUUACAAAAACUGAUAUUUUAUGAUAAUGCAAUAAAGGUUUUUUUUAAACUGCCA
This is a messenger RNA of Pogona vitticeps (central bearded dragon), 2970 nucleotides long. The record is from RefSeq and is a predicted model, not a curated record. Lineage: Eukaryota; Metazoa; Chordata; Lepidosauria; Squamata; Agamidae.